AUGGAUUCCGCCAAGCCAGCGUUCCGUGUCUACGCGGCAUCUGAUUCAUACGGUGCGACUCUUAGAAGCGCCAUGGUCAGUUAUCUUCGCUCAAAAGGCAUAGAGGUUGAAGACUAUGGCGAAGACAAGUACUACACGGCAGCUGAACGCGUUGCCAAAAGCGUCGCAGCCGACCGCUCGGCGACAGAUUCUCCUGCCUGCGACACGCGCGGACUGCUUGUGUGCGGAACCGGCACCGGCGUUACAAUCUUUGCAAAUAAAAUCCCGACAGUGUACGCCGUGCUGUGCGACACCACUGACGUGGCGAAGAACGCCAGGUCGAUCAAUAACUGUAACGUACUCUGCAUGGGUCAAUUUCAGACGACUCCUGAGAAAGGGCAAGAGAUUGUGGAUGCUUGGCUCGCAACGGAAUUUAAGGCGCCGUGUCCAGCGAGUGGUAACCAACCGUGGAACAAAGAAGUCUUUGAUUUCCUGACAAACGCGCCUGACGAAAUGGCUGCAGUAGGGAUGACAGAAUCUCCACAGUUACCAGGUUGUGGGGUCUCACAAGAUGGCAAAGCUGCAGCAUGA
Molecule: messenger RNA, 570 nt
Organism: Closterium sp. Yama58-4
Lineage: Eukaryota; Viridiplantae; Streptophyta; Zygnematophyceae; Desmidiales; Closteriaceae
Source: the annotation of a GenBank genome assembly